AUGGCUCCCCAAUCAUUCAAUCAGGCAUAUGCAGUGAAUAGAAAUGUUGGAUAUUCCAACCCAUCAAGAAACCAGCAGGUGGACCUCACUCUCAGGCUUGGAUCAUUCCAAUUUGCUAAUCCUAUUCCCAUGAACCCUCAAUAUGCCCCACCCAAUUACUUCACUGGCCCUCACACUCAGGCACAAUAUCACAAUGGCAUGGUUUAUGGGGGAAGCAACACUCGAGGACAAGCCUCCAACACUCCCCGUGUUCCAUGCUCGACACAAGUGAGGAUCAUGGGAAACCAUUUCAUGAAAAAUUCAAAUGGGCAAAGUCAGAUUGCUGUUGCUGUUGGGGGAGUUCAUCAUCACAUCUACAACUUCAUCCCUCCAAUGCAGCAAAUGAAUGAGUACACACUGCUCAAUCCCUCUUCUAGGAGAGGCAAUGGCAGCUCGUCUUCACGUAAGAGGAGCUCACGCAAACGUGAGGUGAAUUACAAUGACCCGAAUAAGAGGUGUACAAACUAUAACUGCGGCGUUAAUAAUACCCCAAUGUGGCGCAAAGGUCCUCUUGGUCCUAAGAGCCUUUGCAAUGCUUGUGGGAUCAGGUAUAGAAAGGAAGAAGAGAAAAAGAAAGCUGCUAAGGCGGCUGUCGAAAACCCUUGCCCAAUCACUGAUCAGGAGUGA
Quercus lobata is the source of this 666-nucleotide messenger RNA. RefSeq names its product putative GATA transcription factor 22. Bases 1 to 666 code for a protein of 221 amino acids. The transcript has 3 exons. Gene Ontology annotation, molecular function: zinc ion binding; sequence-specific DNA binding. The record is from RefSeq and is a predicted model, not a curated record. Gene Ontology annotation, biological process: regulation of DNA-templated transcription. Lineage: Eukaryota; Viridiplantae; Streptophyta; Magnoliopsida; Fagales; Fagaceae.